Molecule: messenger RNA, 658 nt
Organism: Acyrthosiphon pisum (pea aphid)
Lineage: Eukaryota; Metazoa; Arthropoda; Insecta; Hemiptera; Aphididae
Product: putative nuclease HARBI1
Exons: 3
Source: RefSeq, a predicted model, not a curated record
AUGGAUAUUAACUAUCUUGAUUAUCUUGAUGAUGAUUUAAACUAUGAUUGGCUAGAACAAACUAUUCGUGUUCCUAAACGAUACUUACGUGAUAUGCAAAAUUCCAUUGAAGGGUUUCCAAAAUAUAUUGUGUUAGAAAUAAUUUUACCUAUGAUAUACUUGGAUAAUAUGGAUUGCGAUUUUGAUAGACGUGGGUUAAAAAUCGAUAAUAUUACAAAAGUGUUAAUUGCCCUACGUUUCUAUGCAAGUGGAAAUGACCAAAGAGUUAAUGGAGAUACAUUAGGAUAUUCACAGGCUUCGGUUUCUAUUGUAGUUAAAGAAGUAUCGGGAUUACUAGCUAAAUGUGGAAAAAAAUGGAUUCGAUUUCCAAGAGCACCAAAUUUACAAGACACUAAGGAACAAUUUUAUUUAAUUGGUGAAUUUCCUGGUGUAAUUGGAGCUAUAGAUUGUACACAUGUCCCUAUUAAAAGUCCCGGAGGCGACAACGCAGAAAUUUAUAGAAAUCGAAAAGGAUGGAUGUCAUUAAAUGUUCAAAUUGUUUGUGGUCCUAAAAUGCAAAUUUUUGACAUAGUCUGCAGAUGGCCAGGUUCAGUUCAUGAUAGUAGAAUAUAUAAUAAUAGUCGAGUGAAACUUCUAAUUGAAUCAAAUGCUUUAGCUG